This is a messenger RNA of Trichophyton rubrum CBS 118892, 267 nucleotides long. RefSeq lists its product as uncharacterized. The record is from RefSeq and is a predicted model, not a curated record. Bases 1 to 267 code for a protein of 88 amino acids. NCBI's taxonomy places the organism in Eukaryota, Fungi, Ascomycota, Eurotiomycetes, Onygenales, Arthrodermataceae. The transcript is spliced from 4 exons.
AUGAAGCCCGUCGUGUCUGCUAUGAACGCAUGGACAUGCUGCAUCAUCUCCAUAUUUGCAGUCAUCAUCCUUUCCGUCAUCGGUUCUCUCUUCAAAGCCAACCACCAUUCUAUGACCGGCUCUAAGAAGGAUACAGAACACCCUGCAGCCGUUGCAGCUUCAAUAUUCACCGCUGUUGUCAUCUAUGCUUGCUUUGCCGUCUUCUGCGGCUUCCAGGCCUUCCUACAUAUGCGAUCGAGCCAACGGGGAGCCAUAUCGUUGAAUUGA